Arachis ipaensis is the source of this 930-nucleotide messenger RNA. RefSeq lists its product as uncharacterized. Lineage: Eukaryota; Viridiplantae; Streptophyta; Magnoliopsida; Fabales; Fabaceae. Gene Ontology annotation, molecular function: zinc ion binding. The record is from RefSeq and is a predicted model, not a curated record.
AUGACACGGGUGUUUUGGAGCUUUUAUCCUUGCAUUAGAGCAUUUAGGAACUGCAAACCAAUCGUCCAAAUAGAUGGCACACAUCUGUAUGGCAAAUACAAAGGAGCUCUCUUAGUUGCAGUUUCUCAAGAUGGCAAUGGCAAUAUUAUGCCUCUUGCAUUUGCCGUUGUUGAGUGUGAGACUUCUGAUGCACGACACUUCUUUCUUACUCAUUUGCGCAUACAUGUGGUAACGCGGGAUGGUAUUGGGCUUAUCUCUGAUCGACACAACUCUAUUACCUCAGCAAUAGCACGUAGUAACGGAUCAUGGGAGCCUCCAAGAGCUAUCCGCAUGUUUUGUGUUAGGCACAUAGCAUCCAACUUCUUAAGGAAUUUCAAGGCACCGACUGUGCGUGAAUUUAAUGUGCAGUAUGCAAGAUUACGUGAGCGUGGUGAGGCUUACACUAAGUGGCUCGAUCGGAUCCCACAUCAGCAAUAUGCUUUGGCGUUCGAUAAUGGAUAUCGCUGGGGUUAUAUGACCACAAACCUAGUUGAGUGCAUCAAUGGGGUAUUAAAGGGGGCGGGAAAUCUUCCAAUUACAUCACUUGUCAAGGCAACUUUUUACAGGCUAAAUGAAUUGUUCACUAGGAAGAGGGCUGAGGCUGAGGCUCGACUGAAUGCGGGACAUGUAUUCUCUGAAUAUGCAAUCAACAAACUUCAAUUAAAUCAGCAGGCAGCGGGAAACAUCCAAGUUAACUUGUUUGAUAGGCAAAACGAGGUAUUUGAGGUGCGCGAGAUGCCCAGCAGUUUAGAGCAUGCGGUGAAUCUCCGUCAACGGCAUUGUGAUUGUGGUGAGUUUCAGACAUAUCGAAUUCCUUGUUGUCAUGUCUUUGCGUGUUGUGCGAACCAACGACUUGAUUGGCAACAAUAUGUUCAUGACGUGAUAGUGUAG